Messenger RNA from Adelges cooleyi (spruce gall adelgid), 813 nucleotides. RefSeq lists its product as uncharacterized. NCBI's taxonomy places the organism in Eukaryota, Metazoa, Arthropoda, Insecta, Hemiptera, Adelgidae. Bases 101 to 709 code for a protein of 202 amino acids. The record is from RefSeq and is a predicted model, not a curated record. The transcript has 11 exons.
UUUUAAAACAGAUAGUUUAAUUAGCCUAUCGAAUUGAUCAUAUUGUCUUUUCAAUUUUUGUUAUUUCAAUAUUUUAACUAAGUAAUACUAUUCGACUUCAAUGGUUAUCAAAAUGAACAUUUUUUGUUUUUUAAUAUCGUUGGCAUUUGAAAGUGUUUUGGCAGUUACCUAUGCGGAUUAUAAGAAAGAGUUUGCCAUUACAAACAAACACAUCGAGCUCGUAGGAGAUAGAUUGCCGGACGUGAUUAGAUGUAUGAUUUUUGGACAUUUUCAGAUGGAGAAAAUUGCUUAUAUGGUAGCUGCGCCAACAUCUGUAAAUUAUCGUACCAUACCAAAAUUGAUAAGAUACGAGACUGAUUUACGAAUAGAAAUAAUGUACGUCACAUCUAUCCCUGUGCCGGUUGUUGAAAACCCAACAGAUAUUGGUUGGAUAGACCUUGGAAAAGAUCGAAUCUCGAGAAUUAAUGUAGCCCUGCAAGCUAUAAUCGCCACUAUUGAAACAGGUGCACAUUUUGCUUUGCCGAUCAUGAUAUGUCGUUUGAAAGGAAUGCUCUUGAGUAUAAAUCAGCCCAGUGCACGAAUUAUAAAAAAUGUCAAGUUGGACGAUGCUUAUAAUUGUGUCCUAACUGCUGUAAACAACGAUACGUAUAUUCUCACUGCUGUUUGGGAGCCAAGCAUGGCAAGCAUACUUCAUUCGAGUGAAAUGUAAAAAAGCGUUCACUUGCCACUCGGUUAUGACGAAACACAUCAAGCAUUUAAAAUAUGGACAACUCAUUGAAAUUACCAACUGCUAUUGUUAAUAUAUUGAAAUAA